This is a messenger RNA of Myotis davidii, 931 nucleotides long. It is a transcript of the gene MPZL1, whose product is annotated as myelin protein zero like 1. The record is from RefSeq and is a predicted model, not a curated record. The transcript has 6 exons. Lineage: Eukaryota; Metazoa; Chordata; Mammalia; Chiroptera; Vespertilionidae. The coding region runs from base 1 to 726 and encodes 241 amino acids. Gene Ontology annotation, cellular component: focal adhesion; membrane; cell surface.
AUGGAAGUGACUGCUGGCGUGUCAGCCUUGGAGGUGUACACCCCAAAGGAAAUCUACGUGGCCAAUGGGACCCAAGGGAAGCUGCCGUGCAAGUUCAAGUCUGCGAACACCACCAGCAGGUUGACCACAAUCUCCUGGAGCUUCCAGCCAGAGGGAUCCCACACCACCGUGUCGUUUUUCCACUACUCCCAAGGGCAAGUGUACAUCGGGGACUACCCACCCUUCAAGGACAGAAUCACCUGGGCUGGGGACCUGGACAAGAAAGACGCGUCGAUCAACAUAGAAAAUAUACAGUUCAUCCAUAACGGCACCUACAUCUGUGAUGUCAAAAACCCUCCCGACAUCGUCGUCUACCCGGGAUACAUUCGCCUCUAUGUUGUAGAGAAAGAGGUGUUGCCCAUGUUUCCGGUGUGGGUGGUGGUGGGUAUCGUGACCGCUGUGGUUGUGGGGCUCACCCUCCUCAUCAGCAUGAUCCUGGCUGUCCUCUACAGAAGGAGAAGCUCGAAGCGGGAUUACACCGGCUGCAGCACCUCAGAGAGUGUGUCACCGGUUAAGCAGGCUCCGCGGAAGUUCCCCUCCGACACAGAGGGUCUAGUAAAGAGCCUGCCUUCUGGAUCUCACCAGGGCCCAGUCAUAUAUGCGCAGCUAGACCACUCCGGUGGACACCACAGCGACAAGAUUAACAAGUCAGAGUCUGUGGUGUAUGCGGACAUCCGGAAAAAUUAAGAGAAGACCCAGAGCAUAUCCUAAGCAAGAAACCAAGUCAAACUGGACUCUUGUGCAGCAGUGUGGCCCGCAGCACAUGUGGCCCAGACACGGACAGGCACGGGGAGGAGAUGGAAAGGAUAUGUAUAAAUCUUCUAUUUAAUCUUCGGAUGGGAGGAGCAGUGGUGCAUGACGAAAAGAUGGUAUGAUUCUACAUAUAUGUAAA